UAUAAAAUCACUUCCGGUUAAACAUAAAAUAUGGCUGAUGUUUUGAGCAAUUUGAGACAGUACAACAUCAACAAAAAAGAAAUAAAAGAAGAAGAUGAUCAGGUCAUAUUUGGAGAACUUGCUUGGCCAAAGACUGUUAAGACGAACUACGUCAUAUAUGGAACGGGUAAAGAUGGAAUUCCCAAAGAGUACUACACACUCGAUUGCAUUCUGUUCCUGUUGAAAAAUGUGCAACUUCAGCAUGCCCUAUACGUCAGAGAAGCUGCGGCUAAAGGCGUACCAGUUGUUCGUCGUCCAGACAGAAAAGAUUUACUGUCCUACCUUAAUGGGGAAACAACUUCUUCAACCAACAUUGACAAAAGUGCUCCUCUUGAAAUCCCCUUACAAAAGCCUCCACAAGCCAAGAGAGGAGCAACAGAUACACAUGAAGGCGACAAAAAGAAACCCAGAUUAGAGGAAAAACAAGUACAAGAAGCAAGGUUGAACUGGAUCAACAAAAUCGAUGCACCAAGGGAAACCGCAGUCCUUCAAGCAGCUUUAGCGUCUUCAUCUCUACCAGAGGCCAUGCCUCUUGAAAAGAUUGCAGCCAUCAAAGCUAAAAGGUUGGCCAAAAAGCGAACAAUGAUCAAAGUGGAUGAAAAUGACAUACAGACGGGGGCGCUGGAGCAGAGGAGCUUCGUCGACGCUGAAGUAGAUGUAACCAGAGACAUCGUCAGCAGAGAGCGGUUAUGGCGAACAAGAACCACAAUUUUACAGAGUCAAGGAAAACAAUUUGCAAAGAACAUCUUUGGAAUUCUACAGUCAAUAAAAGCCCGAGAGGAAGGCACCCAGAAACAUCAUCCAGCUCCCCAUACUCCCUCAGUGGCUCCAGCUAAACCUCCCCAGCCAGUUGCUGGAUACAACAGAUACAACCAAGAGUCUUUCAAAAGCAAAGAAGACACUGGAGAAUUCCAGAUUGAUACCAACAGAUCUUACCACAAGAUGACCCUCAAGUUUGUGACGGAGGGUGGACCCUCACAGAAGAAACGCCCCGAACCUCAAAGACCGCAACCCCAGCCAAUGUCAAGGCCAGUCUCACAGGCCCGGCCGCCACCCAAUCAGAAAAAAGGCUCCAGAACACCUAUUAUUAUCAUCCCAGCAGCAACUACAUCACUUAUCACCAUGUUCAAUGCAAAAGACGUACUUCAAGAUCUAAGAUUUGUGAGCACGGACGAGAAGAAGGCGCAGGGCACCAAACGAGACAAUGAAGUCUUGAUCCAGAGAAGAAAGUCAGGGGGACUAACUGUGCCAUACCGUGUCAUUGAUAAUCCCCUCAAACUCUCUCAAGACGACUGGGAAAGGGUUGUAGCAGUUUUUGUACAGGGUCCAGCGUGGCAGUUUAAAAACUGGCCUUGGAAUGGUAACCCAGUGGAAAUAUUCUCAAAAGUCAAAGCAUUUCAUUUGAAGUGGGCAGAACUGCCUUUAGAAGCCAACGUAUCCAAGUGGGCAGUUACAGUGUUAAAUCUGGACCGCAUGAGGCGCCAUCUUGACAGAGCCACACUCAACAUGUUUUGGGAAGUGUUGGACAAGUACAUGGCAAAAGAGAAGCCUCAUUUGCGAUAUUGAUAAGAGACUGUGGAUGUAUUCUAUUGACUGUAAAUAUCUAGUGAGGAUAACAAAUCCUGCUUGUGCUGUCCCUUUGCAAUAUGUGACUUGAUGACUAAGUGGAAAAACAAGAGACGGAAAAAUAUGUAUAUGGGGGAAGAAACCAUUCUGUCAUAUGCUAUAAUUUUGUACAUACAAAUUGAAAAAUGAAAUAAAAUCAAAAAUGGAAUUGAU
Molecule: messenger RNA, 1818 nt
Organism: Magallana angulata
Lineage: Eukaryota; Metazoa; Mollusca; Bivalvia; Ostreida; Ostreidae
Product: parafibromin-like
Exons: 14
Coding region: 31-1605 (524 amino acids)
Biological process (GO): transcription elongation by RNA polymerase II; positive regulation of transcription elongation by RNA polymerase II
Cellular component (GO): Cdc73/Paf1 complex
Molecular function (GO): RNA polymerase II complex binding
Source: RefSeq, a predicted model, not a curated record